AUGUCGGUGCAGGGCGUCGUGCUGGCGUGCGGCGGCGAGCGUCGCUUCGGCGACCUCGUCACCCAGGACCGCCCGCGUCACAUGCUCGACCUCGGGUUCAACCCGAUCGUGUGGCACGCGCUCCAGACGCUGGAGCACGGUGGCGUGAAGGACGUACGGCUGGUGGCGCGCGGCGAUCACGCCGCGUCGCGCUUCGAGGCGUGGCUGCGGGAGGGAUACGACGGCGGAUGCGACGUGCAGGUUGUCGCCGCCGCCGAUGACGCGGACACCGCCGACGCCCUGCGCGCCGCCAUGCCCACCGUGAACCCAGACGCGCAGGUCCUCGCGGUCAUCUCCGGUGACCUCGUGACGGACGUGCGCCUCUCCGACGUCCUCGCGACGCACGUGCGCGGCGGCGCGGUGGCGACGUGCUUACUCGCCAAGCGCCGCGCCUGGAACGGCGUGGACAUGAAGGUUGGCCGGCCGCCCAAGGGCGCGCACUACGUCGGCCUCGCGAACGACAAACUCCUCCUCAUGGCGGACGAGGAGGACGUCGACAAGGUGCUCAAGCUGAGAAGGCCGAUGCUGGGCCGAGUGCGCGACCUCGUCGUGCACACCGACUUACUCGACGCGCAGCUGUACGUGCUGGACAGGGCGCAGGUCAAGACGAUGCUCGACGACAAACCACGCAUGACCUCGCUGCAGCUCGACGUCAUACCCGCGCUCGUGCGAAGGCAGUUCCGAGCACAGCCGGCGGGGUCGGCCGGGCCCGAACAAGCGGUUCAAUCGCACGUCACCUCCGAAACCUCCGACGACGGGCUCAUGGAGGCGGUCUUCGGCGUCGCGAACCAAGGGGCGGGCCACGGAGGCGGGACAUCGACCCCGUCCCCCCCGACCACCCAACCGUGCUGCGCGCACCUCGCCCCAGACGACGCUUACUGCGCCAGGGUCGACACGGUGGUGCCGGCGCUGCUCGAGGUGAGCCGGGAAAUCGCGUCUUCGCAACCCGGCGACGCCGCGCACCUGAACGGUCGAAAGAUGAGCAAGUACGAGAACUUCGUCGAUCCGAGCGUGGUGAUCGGCGGAAAGAGCACCAUCGGGCCGGGUUGCGUCGUGAACGCGGGCACGCAGUUUGGGGAAAAGUGUAGCGUCAAGCGGUCGGUGGUUGGCGCCGGGUGCCACGUGGGCAGCGGGGUAAAGCUGGUCAACUGCGUGGUGAUGAACCGAGCGACGAUCGAGGACGGCGCGACGGUGCAGGGGAGCGUCAUCGGACCCCGAGCGGUGAUCGGCGCGGGGGCGAGCCUUCGGGAGUGCCUGGUGGAGGCGGAGUUCGAGGUUGAGGAGGGCGACGACGUCCGCUCGGAGACGCUGCGGAACAAGUCCCGGUGA
Molecule: messenger RNA, 1368 nt
Organism: Micromonas commoda
Lineage: Eukaryota; Viridiplantae; Chlorophyta; Mamiellophyceae; Mamiellales; Mamiellaceae
Exons: 1
Coding region: 1-1368 (455 amino acids)
Biological process (GO): cytoplasmic translational initiation; biosynthetic process
Cellular component (GO): eukaryotic translation initiation factor 2B complex; guanyl-nucleotide exchange factor complex
Molecular function (GO): guanyl-nucleotide exchange factor activity; translation initiation factor activity
Source: RefSeq, a predicted model, not a curated record